GAUCGAGAUAAUACUCCGGAUUCCGAGAUAUCCGAGAAAGGCGCUCAGAAAAGAAACACAAGCAAUAGGAAAGAACUAAGAGGUAUUAGAAGAAGGGCUUAUUUGCGCAAUCUGAGAAAUGGGUUCAACCAGACAGAUAUUGCAUACCACAACUCCGACAGUAAGAAUCACUGGGGUCGCGAAAAGGAUUAUUGGUAG
Acaulospora colombiana is the source of this 198-nucleotide messenger RNA. The record is from the annotation of a GenBank genome assembly. NCBI's taxonomy places the organism in Eukaryota, Fungi, Glomeromycota, Glomeromycetes, Diversisporales, Acaulosporaceae.